AGAUUGUAUAUAAAGGGUUCUCUAACGGCUUAAUUAAGAAAAACUGCAAGCUAAGUUGUUUCUCUGAAAACAAGUUUUCUUGUUGACAUUGAUUUUACCAAGAGCUAGCUAUAGCAGCAUUCCAAUCAUUUCCAUUACUAAAAGGCAGAGAGUAAUUAUGGGUUCUGAGGCAAUACUGAAGGAACCUUAUAGAGCAGCCAUGAAAGGAAAAUGGGAUCGCAUGAUUAACUACUAUAAGAAACAUUCCGAAUAUUUGCUAUCUCCACUUACGGCCUCUAAGGAGACUGCACUUCAUAUAGCUGUGUGCAGCAAACAAGAGCAACCACUUAAAGAUUUACUUGAAAUCAUGAAGGAAAACGAAUUACCUUUACCUGAGACAGAAUUUCUCAAGAAAACAAACAAAUUUGACAAUACGGUUCUUCACGAAGCAACCAUCUAUGGCAAUAAUAAGGCUGUAAAACUCUUGGUAGAACGUUGUCCCGAGCUGCUUUCGGUUCCAAAUAAGUUCGGUGAAACCCCAUUGUUUACAGCUGCCGGAUUUGCAGAGACAGAAAUAGUGAAGUUUUUAAUCAGAUCCAAACGAGGACAAUGCGAGGAUGAUGAUGGCCUCCUAUUACCAAUUCACCGCCAGAGAACGGUAGAUAACCUGUCCAUCCUAAGCGCUGCUAUCAUAGGGCAAAACUUUGAAACAGCUUUACUGUUGCUAGAUCUGGAUCAAUCGCUCGCCAGCUUGAAGGACAGAAAUCAAAUAUCUACUCUUCAACUUCUAGCCGAAAUGCCAGCUGCUUUUGAGAGUGAAUUUCCCAUGGGCGUAUUUGAACGACUCAUCUACUAUUGCCUUCCUGUUCCACGUCACCGCGAGGUAAAAUCAAAGGAAAAAAGUCGGAGCCGUGCAGGGAAGGGGGUGGGAGAUCUUGAGAGCGGUCUGGGGAGGAAUUCAGGAGAUCUGGGGAGUGUCUCGAAGAGGAAUCAAAGAGGCGGCAUACUCAAAUAUUUAAAGGUCCCUAAAGGAUGUUGGCUAGAAGGAAUCUGGAAGAAGAAAAAAAAGCAUGUAUUUGCUUUGAGAUUCGCCAAAAGCCUAAUAGAGAAAGAUGAGUCAUUUGAGUCAGAGGGAGAGGAAGGACAAGAGGGAAAACAAACCGUUCUGCUCUCAUCACAAAUCACAACAGGAGACCAAAAUAAAGAAGAAGAAGGGCAAACUUCUAAAAUCACUAGCGAAGCAAAAGAAAUAAAAAAUGUCCAAUGUCCAACAGCACAAACUUCUUUAAUAAAGUCAUCAUUAACUAUUAAGGUGGAGAGCCCAUUGUUUACUGCAACUAGAAGGGGAAUAGAAAAGAUUGUAGAGAUGAUAAUAAAAAAACAUCCUCAUGCUAUUGAGAAUCACAAUAAGGAGGGUCAGAGCAUUUUGGAUAUGGCCGUCAUGUAUCGCCAGAAAAAGAUCUUCGAUUUUCUGAAGCAACAGAAAAUACCGUUGGCUAGAAUGCGUCGAGUUGUUGAUAGUAAAGGCAACACAUUGUUGCAUCAUGUUGCAGAGAAGGGGAAAAACAGUGGAGUAACCAAGCCUGGGCCUGCACUACAACUUCAGGAGGAGUUGCAAUGGUUUGAGCAAGUGCAAAAGCUAAUUCCUUCUAAUUAUGUCCCGCUUCUGAACGACGAGGGAAUGACUGCAAGAGAGUGCUUCGAAAAUACGCACAAGGAGCCACUGAAAGAAGCACAAAGAUGGAUCAAGGAAACGUCUCAGUCUUGCUCAACUGUAGCUGCACUUGUUGCUACGGUUGUCUUUGCUGCUGCCUAUACUGUGCCCGGAGGUUCCGAUGAAAAUGGCAAGCCCAACUUCAUCAACUCUCCCUAUUUUCUGAUUUUCACUGUCUCUGAUGUUGUCUCCUUAGCAAGCUCUUUGACUUCGCUUGUGGUGUUUCUCUCUUUGUUGACCUCUCCGAUUGAGCUACAAGAUUUUCACAUCUCUCUUCCUCGAAAACUUAUUGUUGGCUUCACCUUCCUCUUCUUUUCUGUGAUAACGACCAUGCUAUCCUUUGGGGCAACAAUUUUGAUACUCAUUCAAUCAGAGAGGAAGUUGACAACAUUACUCCUUUCCAUUGCUUCAUUCCUUCCUGUCUUAGUAUUUGGAAUAAUGCAAUUCCGUCUGUACGUCUCAUUUAUGGGCUCUACAUACAACAUUCUCAAGAUAGCCUGGAAAGCUCAUUCAUCGUCUCUUGUUCCUUGCCUACCAUGGGGAAAAAAGCUCCGUCGAGAAGAUUGACACGGGAUAUAUAACUGGCAUGGAUGUUCUUCCUCUUUCUUGUUUGUUUGAAUCUCUACCAUUGAUCAUUAUAUAUUGAGUGUAAUAGCAUGUAUCGUUAUUAUCCAGUUUCGUGAUAUUUAUGUGGUUUUGCUCCCUUCAAUGAUGGCCUUGAAGCCAGUAUGUAAUAUAUAUAGUGUGUCAUGGGGUGGUAUUUGACUAAUAUGAUGUCAAGCUUGCUUCAA
This is a messenger RNA of Populus trichocarpa (black cottonwood), 2484 nucleotides long. RefSeq lists its product as uncharacterized. The record is from RefSeq and is a predicted model, not a curated record. The coding region runs from base 158 to 2260 and encodes 700 amino acids. Lineage: Eukaryota; Viridiplantae; Streptophyta; Magnoliopsida; Malpighiales; Salicaceae. The transcript is spliced from 6 exons. Gene Ontology annotation, molecular function: protein binding.